CUGAUUCUCCCUCUGCUCUUUACCUUUGCGGAGCAUGUCAUGUCUUUCCCACCACCCCUUAUGUGGUGAUUUUUUCCCCUUAUGCUGCAGAUGGGGAAACUGAGGCUCGGAGAAGCCUUAAUAAGAAAUGGCAGACUAGGACCUCAAAUCCAUGCCUCUGGAGCCCUAAUUAAAGUAAUGAGAAAAUUGAUACCUUGUCAAGAUGGCGAUUAGUCAUUUGUAUUUGGGAGCAGCAGACUUGGGGACCAACUACCUCUCAAGGAUUCUAUAAACCAAUGACAUAAACACCUAUUCUGUUGCUUUCAUACCCCAUCUUACCUUCAAAUUUGUCUCACCUAUGGCAUUCAGGAGGCAAGUGAAGAACUUUGUGAAAAAUUACUCAGAUGCUGAAAUAAAAGUCAGGGAAGCAACUUCUAAUGACCCUUGGGGUCCUUCUAGUUCUCUAAUGUUAGAUAUCAGUGACCUGACUUUCAACACAGUUUCUCUCUCUGAAAUUAUGAACAUGCUAUGGCAGAGACUCAAUGACCACGGGAAGAACUGGCGCCAUGUGUAUAAAUCUCUUACCUUAAUGGAUUAUCUCAUCAAGAAUGGAUCAAAGAAAGUUAUUCAGCAUUGCAGAGAGGGGUACCGUAACCUUCAAACUCUGAAAGAUUUUCAACACAUAGACGAAGCUGGGAAAGAUCAAGGUUAUUAUAUCCGGGAAAAAUCAAAACAAGUUAUAACGUUGCUGAUGGACGAACAGUUGCUACAUAGAGAGAGGGAGGUAGCGUGUCGGACUAGACGGCGUACCUCCUACUCUGUGACAUUUCCUGAAAGAUUACCCGGUACGGGUAACUCACCGACAGCGUGUGCUUCUGCCCCCACACCAGAAAUUCCUGUUUCAGAGAAGAAGAAUAAGCUUCUUAACGUUGCACGGCUACAUAAUAAAAAAAACACUUCCAAGGCAGGACAGAAACAAGAACAGUGUCAAGACAUUGAGGUGCCCAGUGAAACUGUCUUGUCCCAGGAAACACUACCCAUCAAGAUUAAUGCCUGGAAAUCGACAGAGGACCUGAUGUUAUUUUGUGAGGAUGAUCCAAAGCCAGUUUUGCCGACAAUUCCUACUUCCAUUAUCUCAUCAAUGGCGUGGUUGUCAGCAGGGCAAACAGAUGUCUAUAAUCUCUGGGAUACAGAUGCUGUGUCUGUUCCUUCAGAAAAAAGCCCAUCUCUGCAGACAAAUGUGAAUCUGGACAAGAACUCAGACAGUACCAUUACAAAGACCAUCACAGGAAACCCUUUGCAAAUGCCUUUAGAAAAGCAGCCAGCUGCGAAAAGCUGUGACACAUUGACAGCUUUGUCAGCACAUUGGCCAACUAGUCAAGAAGAGUUCAUUGGCCCUCAUUUAAGGACAUCAGAAUCGGAUCCUCCUUUCCGUAACCAGGCCUCUGUGGAGACGCUGUAUGUCUCUCCCUCAUUCACAGCAUUUGACCCAAUGAAAGAGACUGGAAUCAGUAAGGGUCGUCAGCAAGCGACGCAGCCCGGCCUGGCUCCGGUGGAGGGUGAAAACCUCGAGGCCUCAGCCGCGUGGGUUUCAACUGCGUCCAAGGGAGCAUUCUCCUAUUCUACUUCAUCUGUGUCAUCCCCUGAUUCAGCCUCUCCAGAGAAGUCUCUUCAUCCCUUACCCCCAGUUUUGGCCGGACCUUCCUUUUGGACUUUGUCCCGUCAACAAUCUUCUUCUGCCUCUGUUAAAAAUAUAGAUAAGACAGCCAGGAUUCAUCACUCUUUUGGUCCUAGGAGUCCAUUGUCCUCCGAUGAAAAAGAAAAUGACAACCUCAACCUACUGGAAAUUCUUCCAGACAGCUCUGAUUCUGCCAAAAAGAAGACAAGUUCUAUUUCUAGCAGUAAUUGGGUAGCGUUUUCCACUCAAAAUGUAGACCAUUUCAUCUCUAUGUCCUGUUCCAGUUCUCAGGCAACCAAAGACCUGUCUAGGGAACCUGAAGCAGACAAUUCCACUAAUGUUCUUCUAGGGGAGGUAAAAAAUGCCAUAGUCACAUUACAUGAAGACCUGAGCAUGGUGAUACGAGAACUUAAUGUCAUCAGUAGUCGUCUGGUAAGCAUGAGUGAGUCCAGUCCACAAAUAAGCAAGUCUCUGCAGCUCCCCCAGUAUUCUGAGGCAGGCUCAGAUCAAGUCUAAUUAUCUCAGUAGCUAUUUUUGUUAGAACGCGAAACAUUUUAUAGAUUCUCAUUGCUGCGCAAAAAUAGAAUGAUAGUUUGAUUUUUCUUUGUCAGGUUUAUUAAACAAGUAUACUUCAAACCAAUAAAUUUGUUUGGGUGGUUUAUUUUUUAAAGAUAAAAAGAAUCACCUUUGAUAAUAUUUUCAGAUUUAAAUAUUAGUUCAUUUGAAACUGAAGAGAAUUUCAUUCCUCCAUGCUCUAUACUUUACCUCAAAAUAACAUUGAGCAGUAGUGAAAGUUGUGGUAAUACUUCAAACAGCAGAUGACUAUUUCAGAGUUCCUGGAUAAAUUGUCAGUAAGAAGCUUCUCAUUUUCCAUUAGUAUGGAGCUUCAUUGUUAACAAGCUUUUGCCUUGUCUUAGGAGAAUUGAGUCUGGGGUAUAUGUUUCACGU
Molecule: messenger RNA, 2605 nt
Organism: Odocoileus virginianus texanus
Lineage: Eukaryota; Metazoa; Chordata; Mammalia; Artiodactyla; Cervidae
Source: RefSeq, a predicted model, not a curated record